Molecule: messenger RNA, 1307 nt
Organism: Actinia tenebrosa (Australian red waratah sea anemone)
Lineage: Eukaryota; Metazoa; Cnidaria; Anthozoa; Actiniaria; Actiniidae
Product: homeobox protein MSX-1
Biological process (GO): regulation of transcription by RNA polymerase II; embryonic morphogenesis
Cellular component (GO): nucleus
Molecular function (GO): DNA-binding transcription factor activity, RNA polymerase II-specific; RNA polymerase II transcription regulatory region sequence-specific DNA binding
Source: RefSeq, a predicted model, not a curated record
AUCAGCCUUUCAAUAACAACAUCUUGAACAUCAACAAGCAAGUGUGCCAAAGCUUCACUAGACUAGAAUAUUAUAUAUCUUGAGUCUUGAAAAGGUUUAGUCUUGUAUUUUACUAAGGUGGUUUGGGUGCAGGUCCUUGGAAGAUGUUCUUCGCAGAAGCAACUCAGUGCAUCUGACGCGCAGGAUUAGACUCAUCUUGUGUAAUCCAUUUGCUCAUCUGUUCCUAAUAAAAGAAUGACAACCUUUGAAUGAUGUGUAAAUAUACUUGAACUAAAUAAAAUUCUUGAUCCUGCCGGUCUAUUUCAACUGCAAACCUUGGCCAACACGCAGAAGUUAAAUCUGAGCCGCGUCGCCUGAAACGCAUUGAAAAUGGAGACAAAGAAAGACCGUUCACAAAGUGAGCCUUCAACUAAAAGAAUACUUUCGUUCUCCAUUGAAAGCAUUCUUAAAAAGGACACCAGGAAGACUAGCAAUGUGCUCAAGCCAUCAAGACUCAAAUCCGGAUGUACGACCAACGUGUGUGCUCCAUCUUUGCCAACAGAUGACCGAGAGAAACCCACAUCACCACACAAUGGAUCAAUUGUUACUGAUCUUCCUUGGUUAUCUUACACCAGAUACAGCCCUCCAAAACUACCAAGAGCUAAAAGGCGCAAGAGUAUCAAGCGCAAAUCAAGUGGAAAUCCACGUGUCCCAUUUUCCACCUCACAACUCAUGACUCUAGAACACAAAUACCUCGAGGCCCGAUACCUUUCGGGCUCUGAGGUGACCGACCUUUCGACAGCUUUAAGUCUAUCUGAACACCGCGUCAAAAUUUGGUUCCAAAACAGACGCGCGCGGGAAAAGAAAUCUCAUAAUUCCGGCUGGAAUGGAAACGAUGACGGAAUUUCUUUUGCAAACCCAGUUACUGGUGGAAAGUGUUUUAUGCCUGGCUGGUUUGGAACUAUAUGAAUAUCUAGGAUGUUACAGGAACAUUAAAAGGAAAUUCCUGGAAUAUUAAAAGAAAAUUCCUGGAACAUUAAAUGAAAAUUCCUGGAUUAUUAAAAGAAAGUUCCUGGGCAAGUGGCAGCGGUAUAGGAUUUCCCCGGGAAUGAGUCCUGCAGUGCAAGACUCUUCUCGUUCAUGGGCAUUGAACAUACGUUUUGAAGACAUUUGUCGUAUAUCAUGUCAUUAGUAUUUGCCAAGUAAAAACUCUACGGCUGAUGUUAGAUUUUGUUAUUGUUAUCAAAGAAGUAUGAUUACAUGUAUUGGAAUUGCAUAUCGUCACCGUAGAAACUUUAUAAAACGAGACACGGAAUUACAAGAAAGAU